GUUCCAAGCUUCCAAGCUUUCGUCUUAGAAGCUUGCGCGUCACUGAAUCAUAUCAAUUGGCCGGUAUGCGGCAUUGUAACGAAAGUUCUCAACAGUGCUGCAUUUGAGAAGAAGAUGACCUAUGCAUCCAGCACCGUUGGUUACACACUACUCAGAGUAGUGUAAUUGCAGCCAUUCAUGUUUCCAAGGCAAUUCCAGAGAGAUUAUAUUAGUCGUUGAUUGUUGCCUUUGAUGUCAUUCAAGCUCGCAUUCCUCGCCGGUCCAGCUUUGAAAAGCAGCGCCAGAGCAGCCUCGACAGUGAGCGCAAAUUGGAGGUCACUUCCAUCUCUUUACGCUAGGUGCCGCGCAUUGUCGCAGCACUCGCUCAUCAACCCUGCCAUUCUGUGCAUGGCCCUUGAAGUUACUCACUUCUACAGCGUACAUUCUUCUGAACUGUUCAACUGCAACAGGCCUUCUCUGUUGAUCCAAAGCCAAUUCGACCCGCUCUUCCGUUGCUCAGCUCAACCCAGGAUUGGACACAGACCAAUCUCCACAGAGACAAGGCUUGCAAACAGAUCACAUCAGGUGCUGUCCAAGCCUCCAACAAGUGGACGACCCUUUACAGCAAGUGCUGAUAACAUGGGUGCCUCCCAAGAUGCCGCCCUUGCUCCCAGUUCUGGCGUGAAAGACGCAGUGGCAAAGCUGCGGGAAUUCAUCGGGACAAACGAGAAGACGGACCCAGGGAGCGGGUGGGAGAAAUCGUGGCAGGCGGGGACAACGCCCUGGGACAUGGGUGAUGUCACGCCCGUGCUGGCGCAGAUGAUCGCCAAGGGAGAGGUGCCCACCGGGCGCGCGCUUGUACCAGGCUGCGGUUCGGGCUACGACGUUCUGGCGCUAGCGAGCCCCGAGCGUCACGUGGUCGGUCUCGACAUCUCCCGCACUGCGAAUGAGAAAGCAAAGCGGCACCAAGAGGCCCAGCAGGUUCCUGCAUCGCAGGCAGAGUUUGUUGUUGCGGACUUCUUCACGUGGGAGCCGGAAGCGCCAUUUGACGUCAUCUUCGAUUACACCUUCUUUUGCGCCUUGGAGCCUGACCUCCGCCAGGCCUGGGCGCAACGCAUGGCGCAGCUCCUCGCGCCGGCGGGUCAGCUAAUUACGCUCGUCUUUCCGAUUGACGACCACUCAGGAGGGCCCCCCUUCGCUGUUAACAUGGAUAUUUAUAAGAAAAUGCUGGUGCCCGCUGGCUUCGUGUUGACCCGCGAAGAGGAGGUGACAAACAGCGUACGAGGGAGACAGGGCAAGGAGCGUCUGGCCAUCUGGGAGAAGAAGGCGUCAGGCAAGAUGUGAUUUUCAGUGACCAAGGUCUGCAAGGUCUCUUCUUAAGUACAUUGAUAAAAGUAGGAUAUCAACGUAGAACUCCUGCAAGUCAUGAGCGCAUGGACGUUUUGCAAGGCAGAAAGUAGGUUAUCAUCUCACGUUGCUGAUAGGAUCUUGAGGACGGAGGCGUUGCUCAUCAACCGUUGCUAGGUAUACUUGGCAGACUUUCUUGUGGGGUAUAAUCACACAUAACAACUUGUCAACUUGAAGUCGUGCAACACACUGCCGUUGACGCGCCAUCUUGGUCCAAUUCACUGAGUAUAUACAGUAAUCGAAUUCACCGCAG
Molecule: messenger RNA, 1639 nt
Organism: Klebsormidium nitens
Lineage: Eukaryota; Viridiplantae; Streptophyta; Klebsormidiophyceae; Klebsormidiales; Klebsormidiaceae
Source: the annotation of a GenBank genome assembly